Python bivittatus (Burmese python) is the source of this 2783-nucleotide messenger RNA. The record is from RefSeq and is a predicted model, not a curated record. Lineage: Eukaryota; Metazoa; Chordata; Lepidosauria; Squamata; Pythonidae.
AUGAAAUAUGCUUUCCUUAAGGCUUAAAAAUCAGAAUUCUUGCAGCACAAUUAACAGAGAUCUACCCUUUUCACAAUAAACAUUAGGCAACUGCUGUAUUUGGUUGGGAAACACUGUCCUCCUUGGACAGAGAAUGUCUAUUUUUCUAGGAGAACAGUUCCUAGUCUGGUUUUGUCAAGAAAUCUGAGAAUGGCAGCUACUCUUGAAGCCACCUGGAGCUGCAGGGGGUUUAGCUGACCCAGCAAAUGGCCUCACUUCUGUCCAUCAUGCCUUCAUUUACAGCCAAGCAGCUGGAGAAGCUUGCCAAGAAGGCAGAAAAGGACUCCAAAACGGAACAAGCCAAAGUCAAGAAGGCCCUUCAGCAGAAGAAUGUGGAAUGUGCUCGUGUCUACGCAGAGAAUGCCAUCCGAAAGAAAAAUGAAGGCUUGAACUGGCUCCGCAUGGCUUCCCGUGUAGAUGCGGUGGCCUCCAAGGUCCAGACAGCUGUGACCAUGAAGGGGGUAACCAAGAAUAUGGCCCAGGUGACCAAGGCCUUGGACAAAGCUCUCAGCUCCAUGGACCUUCAGAAGGUUUCUGCUGUGAUGGACAAGUUUGAGCAGCAGGUCCAGAACUUGGAUGUCCACACUUCAGUGAUGGAGGACUCCAUGAGCUCAGCCAUGACCUUAACCACGCCCCAGGAGCAAGUGGACAGUCUGAUAGUGCAGAUUGCCGAGGAGAAUGGCCUGGAGAUUAUGGACCAGCUGAACCAGCUGCCCGAAGGGGCCUCGGCCAUGGGCGAGAGCUCUGUGCGUUCGCAGGAGGAUCAGCUGUCGCGGAGAUUGGCUGCCUUACGGAAUUGAUUCUCCCACACCCUCGCAGACUGUUGCUCCUGCCUUGUUCUCCUCAGAUUUGGGGGGGGGGUCCUGCCUUGGGUCCUGGCCUUCCAGCCCUCCUACCAACCUCUCCAAGGGCCAGAAAGAAGAUUGGCCUCUCCACUCCUCCAGGCCUGCUGUGUCCAGUGGUGGACCUGCUCCUCAUCCAGCAACGAUAGCUACUUUCUAAAGAAGCAGCGGUGACAGCAAGGGUCUGUGUGAGUGUGCCUGGUCCUUGGUGAAGGGCUCUCCUGGAAGGGAUGCCCUUUCUCCCCCACAGCUUCUCCUUCCAGCCUACACUUCCCAUCCUCCUCCUCCUCGGUCUGAUGCGAGGAACACGAGCGUGCAACGCUUGCCCAUGGUGGAAGCACGGCCCUUGCAGGAGUUAGGUCAUAUGUUCCUAAGAGGGUCAGGAACCUCACUGGUGCUAUGUGCGUGGAUUCUGAUGUGCUGGUGGUUCCUCCUGAUAUCAGUUCCUGCCCCGUUCCCUUUUCAUGGCUUAUGUGUGCGGGAAGAACAGGCUGCUUGGAAGUAGAGGAGAUGCUGCCUGGAAGAUGGAGAUGUCCCUUUUUCUGGCAGCUGUGGAACCUGCCUUGAAUUUGCACACCAUGAAGUGACCUUUGAAAGCAGAGACCUGCAACCCCUUGGCCUCUAUGCAUGCACCACACCACACCUUCCCCUCCCAAAAGCUUGUCGUGUGGGGGUGAGGGAGACGGUUUGCCUGCGUCUGGAGCCCCCCUUUCCCCAAGAACAUCUCAGCUGCAGGAGAGGAUCCUCCUGCAGAGAGAAGGGCCUUCCCCUAACUGGUGUUUCAGCUGCCCCCAUUACUACUGCUAACAAGCAUCAGGGCCUCCUCACAUUGGGCAGAAAGGGGGGAGGGUAUAAAUGAGAGCCAAGGCUGCCUCCCCUCCUCCUUGAGGGUUCCAUCUUAUUUAAAGAAGAGAGAAGCUUGUGAUGGGAAGUAUUCCCCCUCUGCUGCUGGCAUUUAAAAGCGUAUUUCUCUCUUCACUCCUCAGUUGCUUGAGGCGGCCCUGCUCUCUGAGCUCCGGGCUGGGGAGGAAGAGAGACGAUAACCAUCCUUGCUGGAACAUUUUUUUUAAAGAUUUCCAACACUUGGAAAAAUUGUCUUUGCCUUUUUUCUUUUUUGUAAAUGAAAAGUGAAUGUUGUCAGUUGUUCAAUGCUGGCUUAAAUAAACAAACAAACUCUCUCUCUCUCUCUGGAAAGCAGGUGCUGCAUGGGGGUUUGCAAAGCUGGUUCACCGAGUGUGUCGGCCGGCACCCUGAGAGGGAGCUGCUACUCACUGAAGCAGUCUCGUUGUUUGAGAUGCACAGAAGGAACGAAGGCUGGCUCUAUGCUUUGGGGGCAGAAGGGGAGAGGAACUUCUGCAGGAAAUGGCUUCGCCGCUAGAGGGCUUCUUUUCCCUCGAAGGGGGUACUGUUUCCCGUGGAAGGUGGCGCUAGGUCCAUCUUCACAUGCAUGGCUUACUGGAGAAGGGUAGGGGUUCCUUGGACCACUGUCCCAAUGGGUGUGGUACACAAGCCUACUUAGAUAGCCAGUUACGUAGCAGGCAAUCCUUGUCAGCCACAUAGGUAGACCAGAUCAGGACAUCAGGAAGAACUAGAAUUAUUUUUUAUUGACAUUAGCGAUAAUCAGAGAAUUUUGCAAGUUUGAUUGUUCUGUACUUCCUGUCCUAAUACCCCCGUGAAUCAGGGAGGUGUCUGCCUGAGCCACUUCCAGAUGUUACUUCCUUUCUCAGGGCUUAAAAAACGUUUCAGCCCUCCUUGCCUGGGUAAUGGACCACAACUGGGACCAGCAACUCAGUCGCUAAGUGAAAUGGUGGCUAAGUAGGAAAUCACAAGGCCCUGACUGCACAUUUCCCCAGGCCCUGCCCGUUGGAACGCCGGCCCCUGCAGUGCUGGGACAGCUGCUCA